GACAUGUUCUUCUUCUUCUGUUGUUUUUCUGUUGUUUCAUUCAAUUCGUUUGAUUUUGAUUUUUCACUUUCAUUUCAUUUGAAUUCAAUUCUGUGACCAAACUUUAUUUCAUCUGCGAAGACAUAUCCAGACAUAAACAAAAAUGGAGACCAAAAAAUACGGAUUGAUUCAAUUGUCGAAAAAUUCAAACAAACCGAUCGCCACACUCAAGAAGAAUAUAUUUGAAAGCGAUUCCGAUGACAAUGAAGACGGCAAUGAAGAUAGUAGUCGACCUAAUGUCAAAAAACGAGUGGACACGUCGUCGGGCGUCAAACGACAGACACAGUUGGAUAUUAGUCGAGCGCUUACUGAAGAUCCCAAUGUCUUUGAAUACGAUAGCAUUUAUGACGAUAUGAAGACCAAAAAAGAAGAGACAAAAGUGGCGAUCGAAACGGAUUUGAAAAACAAAGAACGACCGAAACCUAAAUAUAUGAAUACUUUGCUGAAGUAUUCGGAAAACAGAAAAUUAGAAACAGAAAGAAGAGCUGAACGAAAAAUACAGAAAGAAAGAGAACUCGAGGGCAACGAGUUUGCAGAUAAGGAACAGUUUGUGACCAAUGCUUACAAACAGAAAUUACAAGAAAUGAAAGCCUUGGAGCUUAAGGAACAAAAGGAACAACAGAUUGAAGAUAUGUUGGAUGUAAGGAAACAACAAGAUUUGUCCGGUUUUUACCGAAAUCUACUUAAUAGAGACAUGUCUUCCGAACCGAAAACAUCGGAAACUGAUUUAUCAUCCGAAGAGUUAGCAGCAAAUGUAGCAAAAGAAACUAAAGUAAAAGAUAUACCAAAAUCUAAACCUAAUCGUCAAUUCAGAGCUCGCCGAAAGAGCUCUUCGGAAGAGGAAGAAGAUGGCGAAGUAGUGGACGAAAGCAAAGAAAAACCAAAUCUGUUUAAAAAACCCAAUUUUGAAGACAAAUCUAAUAAUCAAUCAAAUAAAACGAUAAACAAGAGACAAGAAAGUAAAAGUGGAACCAAUGAAUUACUUCAUGACAAACAUAAGACUGCUAUCACCACCAGUAGUGAUGACCAGAAAUCUAGUGAUAAUUUAGUUGAUAAUAAUGAGACCACUAAUGAUGAGACAACAGCUGAAACAGAAGAAGAGAGGAAACCAAAGUUAAGCCGAAGAGAACUAUUGAUACAAAUGUUUACUAAGAGAACAGUCGGAGAGGUAUUAACUGAGGCACAGAUGAGAUACUUUCAAAGGAAAGGCAAUUAUGUUUUGUAAGAUAAAGACAAAAAAUUAGCCGACGCUAAAUGUAUUUUGACUUAAAGUGCUUAAGAACUCCCUAUAAAUGCAGACAAAUAACAAAAUUAUGUGAAUAUACGAACUUCUUGGACCACCAUUUCGUUGUUGAUUAGAAUGAAGACUACGCCGAUG
Messenger RNA from Oppia nitens, 1417 nucleotides. RefSeq names its product nuclear speckle splicing regulatory protein 1-like. Bases 143 to 1264 code for a protein of 373 amino acids. The transcript is spliced from 5 exons. The record is from RefSeq and is a predicted model, not a curated record. Gene Ontology annotation, biological process: regulation of alternative mRNA splicing, via spliceosome. Lineage: Eukaryota; Metazoa; Arthropoda; Arachnida; Sarcoptiformes; Oppiidae.